This is a messenger RNA of Prosopis cineraria, 3360 nucleotides long. RefSeq names its product probable AMP deaminase. The transcript is spliced from 19 exons. The record is from RefSeq and is a predicted model, not a curated record. The coding region runs from base 173 to 2863 and encodes 896 amino acids. Gene Ontology annotation, cellular component: cytosol. Gene Ontology annotation, molecular function: AMP deaminase activity. Gene Ontology annotation, biological process: IMP salvage; AMP metabolic process. Lineage: Eukaryota; Viridiplantae; Streptophyta; Magnoliopsida; Fabales; Fabaceae.
AUUAAAAACACUCUUUAAUUGGUCGCCAAACACUCCACGAACUCGAACCUAUCAAGGACACACACAGGCGCACCGGCCUACCAUUUCUUCCUCCUUUUCAUCUUCUUCCGUAAAGUUCCUUCCCGCUUCGCUUACACGCACACAAGCAUUGAGACCUAUUGAUUUUCCUCUCAUGGAUCCUCCUUCUUCCAUGCCACCAUCUCUUCACAUGGCAAUGGCUGCCUUCUUUGGAGCUUCUUUGAUGGCUCUUUCCGCCUUCUACAUUCACAAGCGCAGUGUCGACCAGGUACUCAGCCGCCUCAUCGAGAUCCGCCGCACUCACUCUCCCACUUCCCGUCCAAAACGGGAGCAAGAACAGCUCUAUGGUGGUGACGAUGAUGAUGAAUGCGAUGGCGAUGACCUCAGAGAGUUUGGUUCCGACGGUGGAGGAACGGCUGUUGAUCCGAAAGAUUAUUCUAGAAGCUUGUCGAAGUCCGUGGACGAGAAAGGGCAUCGGAGUUAUAGAAUAUCUUCAUCAUUACCAAAUGUUGCGCUUGGAACUGACUGGUCCGAAGAGGACGGCAAGUUUGAGCAGUUAGUGGGUUAUGAAGCUCGGGCUCGUGCUUCUUCGCUAGAUAAUCUGAACUUUGUUGCCUCAGGGAUUCCUCCACUUCGAGUGGAUGGAAGAGAUAGAGUGAACGCUCAGCUUUCAUGUUCCUACAAAAGAAUAGCAUCUUUCGGUAGAAUUAAGACUCCGAGGUCUCCCAGCCGUAAUACAUUUGAAAGCGCCGAAGAUUCGGACGAAGAAGGACAAGGCCUUGAAAAUGAUGAUCUUAUUCCUUUCUAUCCGGGGAAUACAGAGUCAUCAAAUAACAAUGGAGUAAACUCAAGCAUAGGCAAUUUGUCUGCUAUUCCUAUGAGAGGUGAUAAUGCGAACUGUCCAAACAGCCAAAUGUACAGUGAGACCAUAAAAGAAGCUCAAGCUGGUGCAGAUAUGCAACACGAUGCAAAAACAGGAUCAACUCCUGUACAUUCAGUUGGAAAUGGUCUCUCGUUUUUCAAUACUGUCUUGCCUCCAAGAAUAGCAGUGCAAGAGUCCACAAAUAUUGAAGAAGAGGAAGUACGCAAGAUGAUUCAUGAGUGCUUGAAUUUACGUAAGAAAUAUGUUUACCGGGAAGAGGUUGCUCCUUGGAAGGCUAAGCCUUUGGCAAAGAACUCUGAACCAUUUCACUUUGAUCCAGUUGAACCAUCAUCACAUCACUUUAGGAUGGAAGAUGGAGUUGUACAUGUUUAUGCAAGUAAAAAUGACUCUGAAGAGCUCUUCCCGGUUGCAAACUCAACAGAAUUUUUUACUGAUAUGCAUUAUAUUCUUAAAGUUAUGGCUAUUGGAAAUGUUCGCUCUGCAUGCUACCAUAGGCUACGAUUCCUUGAGGAAAAAUUCCGGCUUCAUCUGUUACUGAAUGCAGAUGGGGAGUUUCUAGCACAAAAAAGUGCACCACACCGAGAUUUUUACAACAUCAGAAAAGUUGAUACUCAUAUCCAUCAUUCUGCCUGCAUGAAUCAAAAGCAUCUACUGCGCUUCAUUAAGUCAAAGUUAAAAAAAGAACCUGAUGAGGUUGUAAUAUUUAGAGAUGGAAAGUAUAUGACGCUGAAGGAGGUGUUUGAGAGCUUGGAUUUGACAGGGUAUGAUCUGAAUGUUGAUUUGUUGGAUGUUCAUGCGGAUAAGAGCACCUUCCAUAGAUUUGACAAGUUCAACCUAAAGUAUAACCCUUGUGGACAAAGCAGACUUAGGGAAAUAUUCUUAAAGCAGGAUAACCUUAUCCAAGGAAGGUUUUUGGCCGAAGUAACAAAGGAAGUUUUGUCAGACCUUGAAGCAAGCAAAUAUCAGAUGGCUGAGUACAGGGUUUCUGUGUACGGAAGAAAGCAAAGUGAAUGGGAUCAAUUGGCAAGUUGGUUUGUCAACAAUUCUCUUUAUAGUGAAAAUGCAAUAUGGUUAAUUCAGUUACCACGACUUUACAAUGUGUACAAGAAUAUGGGAACUGCUACCUCAUUUCAGAAUAUUCUGGAUAAUGUGUUUAUUCCUCUGUUUGAAGCCACAGUGGAUCCGAAUUCUCAUCCUCAGUUACAUUUAUUCUUAAUGCAGGUGGUGGGAUUUGAUCUUGUAGAUGAUGAAAGUAAACCAGAAAGGCGACCAACUAAGCACAUGCCAACCCCAGCUGAGUGGAAAAAUGAUUUUAAUCCAGCUUAUUCUUACUACCUUUAUUACUGCUAUGCAAACUUGUAUACGCUAAACAAGUUGCGUGAGUCUAAAGGAAUGACCACUAUAAAAUUGCGGCCUCAUUGUGGAGAGGCAGGUGAUGUUGAUCAUUUGGCUGCUGCUUUCCUCCUCUGCCAUAACAUUUCCCAUGGGAUUAAUCUGCGGAAAACUCCAGUUUUGCAGUACUUAUAUUACCUUGCGCAGAUUGGAUUAUCAAUGUCACCCCUGAGCAAUAAUUCUCUUUUCCUGGACUACCAUCGCAAUCCGAUGCCCAUGUUUUUCCAGAGAGGUCUCAAUGUUUCUCUCUCCACUGAUGAUCCUUUGCAAAUUCAUUUGACCAAAGAGCCAUUGCUAGAAGAAUAUAGUGUUGCAGCUAAGGUAUGGAAGCUCAGUGCCUGUGACUUGUGUGAGAUAGCCAGAAAUUCUGUCUAUCAGUCUGGAUUUUCACACGAAGCUAAGGCGCACUGGCUUGGGGAUAAAUAUUUCUUGAGAGGUUCUGAAGGAAAUGAUAUUCAUAAGACGAAUGUUCCCAGCUCGAGAAUCUCUUUCCGAGAUCAGACAUGGAAGGAGGAAAUGCAAUAUAUUUAUGAUGGCGAAGCCACCUUUCCGGAAGAUCUAGACCCAUGAAGAUAAAUCAGAUGACUCUGGAUUGAUCGCCAUUUCUUUGGUGAUUGGGGUUAUAGCUCUCCCUGCAGCUUCAUUUCACAUAACUUAUACGAAGCUGCUUCAGCUAUCACUUGUGAUUUCAACCUCAAGAGAGUCAAAUUAUCCUGACAGAGUUUUCAACAAGCUUGCCAGCAUCAUUUCCAAUUGGCUUGAGGAUGGCAGAAUAAUAUGAACUAGCUUUUGUCAUUAGCUAUUAAUCAGUAGUGUCUUCAUGCUGUGCUAUACUGUGUACUAUACAUGACUCUUUGCAAAUUGCUCGCGGCUCAAUCAGGUUCUCGGGACCCAGAUUGAAGCACAAUGUAUGGCGACUUACUGGAAUCCCUUGCCUUGCCAGUUUCAUUUCACAAAAAGGUGCUUCAUUUUGACUUUGGAGCGCUGUUUUGAGAAUUGAAUGGUUGUAUUAUUGACCGAAGCUGUUAAUAGUUUAGUUUUGGAUAAAAAAAGUUUUCAUGAUUGAA